Messenger RNA from Arabidopsis thaliana (thale cress), 1138 nucleotides. It is a transcript of the gene M17, whose product is annotated as glycine-rich protein / late embryogenesis abundant protein (M17). The record is from RefSeq and is marked reviewed. Lineage: Eukaryota; Viridiplantae; Streptophyta; Magnoliopsida; Brassicales; Brassicaceae. The coding region runs from base 90 to 932 and encodes 280 amino acids. The transcript has 2 exons.
CUUGUCGCCAAGUUUUGCUGCCCAACUAUAAAUAUGUGCUGUGCUCAUGCACUCUUCAAUAUAAGUGUUUUGUGUAACUAAAACAAAAUAUGGGAAACCUCAAGUCUCUCGUUCUCUUGGCUUUGCUCUUUUCUUUCUCCGUCGCUGUUUUCGCGAACACAUCCAACGAUGCCACACACGAUGAAGUGAAGCCAAGUACUGAAGCAACCCAUGCCAUAGAGGCGCAAAAACAUGACGGUAAACCCCAGAUCGCGGAAGCCCAAGUUGAGGCCAAUGACCCUGUUGUAGAGCCCCAGCAAGACUGGGGUGGCCGUGGUGGUUGUAGGUGGGGAUGUUGCGGUGGGUGGUGGCGUGGACGGUGCAGAUACUGUUGCAGGAGUCAAGCCGAGGCCAGCGAGGUUGUGGAAACUGUUGAGCCCAACGAUGUUGAGCCUCAGCAGGGUGGCCGUGGUGGUGGCGGUGGUGGUGGCGGAGGCCGUGGUGGUUGUAGGUGGGGAUGUUGCGGUGGGUGGUGGCGUGGACGGUGCAGAUACUGUUGCAGGAGUCAAGCCGAGGCCAGCGAGGUUGUGGAAACUGUUGAGCCCAACGAUGUUGAGCCUCAGCAGGGUGGCCGUGGUGGUGGCGGUGGUGGUGGCGGAGGCCGUGGUGGUUGUAGGUGGGGAUGUUGCGGUGGGUGGUGGCGUGGACGGUGCAGAUACUGUUGCAGGAGUCAAGCCGAGGCCAGCGAGGUUGUGGAAACUGUUGAGCCCAACGAUGUUGAGCCUCAGCAGGGUGGCCGUGGUGGUGGCGGUGGUGGUGGCGGUGGCCGUGGUGGUUGUAGGUGGGGAUGUUGCGGUGGGUGGUGGCGUGGACGGUGCAGAUACUGUUGCAGGAGUCAAGCCGAGGCAAACGAGGUUGUGGAAACUGUUGAGGCCCAACAAGCUAAGCCAUGAAUUGCGUGUAAUACAAACUCUCUAUGUUUGUAUGCAUGCAUAGCUAAUUACCAUUACGUACGUAUGUCAAAAUAAAGCAAAAAUAGUACCUAAGAAGGUACCUAGAGGUCAAUAAAAGAAAACGUAGGUUCAUAUAAUAUGUAUUUUGUUAUGUAGUGUUUCUUUUCUCGUGGAUGUUAUAAAUAAUAACAACUGUUUUUUAAUUU